GCACGCACGGCAGCCGCAGCCACCUCGCGCCCUGUCCCGCGGUCGCAUCCAGAGCUGCAGCUAGCCGGUCAUCGCCGCCUCGGCAGCGCAUUUCGUGGGUCGGUCCCUCCGGCACACGAGCUCCAGCAGCGCCGCAGCCACCCUCCAGACCCUUCAGGCCGCCUCAGUCUCCGCGCCCGGCCCGAUCCAGCCCGCAAAAAUGGUGGACCGCGAGCAACUGGUGCAGAAAGCCCGGCUGGCUGAGCAGGCGGAGCGCUACGACGACAUGGCCGCGGCCAUGAAGAACGUGACAGAGCUGAAUGAACCACUGUCCAAUGAAGAAAGAAACCUCCUUUCUGUGGCCUACAAGAAUGUAGUUGGGGCACGCCGUUCUUCCUGGAGGGUCAUUAGUAGCAUUGAGCAGAAGACCUCCGCAGAUGGUAACGAGAAGAAGAUAGAGAUGGUCCGUGCCUACCGUGAAAAAAUAGAGAAGGAGUUAGAAGCGGUGUGUCAGGAUGUGCUGAGCCUUCUGGAUAACUACCUGAUCAAGAAUUGCAGCGAGACCCAGUAUGAGAGCAAGGUGUUUUACCUGAAGAUGAAAGGGGACUAUUACCGCUACCUGGCUGAAGUAGCCACCGGAGAGAAGAGGGCGACCGUGGUCGAGUCGUCUGAGAAGGCCUAUAGCGAAGCGCAUGAGAUCAGCAAGGAGCACAUGCAGCCUACUCACCCCAUCAGAUUAGGCCUGGCCCUUAACUACUCCGUUUUCUACUAUGAGAUCCAGAAUGCCCCGGAGCAAGCGUGCCACUUGGCCAAGACCGCUUUCGACGAUGCCAUCGCCGAGCUCGACACUCUCAACGAGGACUCCUACAAGGACUCCACUCUCAUCAUGCAGCUCCUCCGCGACAACCUAACGCUCUGGACAAGCGAUCAGCAAGACGACGAUGGUGGAGAAGGCAACAAUUAAGGCCCCCAGGUGGACUGGCAGCGCACGCUGAUGCUACUACUGCAGUCUUUAUUUUUUUCCCAUGAGUUGGGGGUCGGGUGGGGGAGGGAAAAGGAGGGAUGACCUUCCUAGGGAGAAACCCACGACCUGUCCUGUCUUUGAUCGCCUCUUUGACAUUUUUGCCAAAAUACCACUAGUGGAAAGUCAGGCUAGCUGUGCUGGUAUUGGAAUAGCAGCCUCACACUGGCAUAUGGACUGUUCUGUAGAUUUAUGCAAAUGGAGCUGUCUGUCUUUAAUUUAACUUAUUGCUAGAUAAUAGGGUUUUAAGAUGAAAAGAAAACUUAAAUGGAAUGGCCCUCAUUCAAUAAGUUCUGUGGUUCCAGUAAGGAUUUUUAUGUACAUAUGCUCUUGUCUUAAGUUUUGGGUAUUUUCUAUCUCAUCUUUUUGAACUGUGCAUUUUUUUUUUUUUUCAGGGUGUACUCUGCAGGCAUGGAAUAGUUUAAAUCCCAAACUGACAGACUUAGAACAUAAGGUAUAUUCAUCCUUAUAGCUUAGGCCUUGCCAGUUUUCUGAAAUCUCUGAUUAGUUGACAGUAUUAACACUAAAUUACAGUUUACAGUAUUUCUACAUUACAGCCAUAUGUAACAUCAAGCCAUUGAUUGUGUAUUUUUUCAUUUUCCUUUGCUAGUGAUUUCGGCUUAACAUCCAUAUUCAGCCUUAUCCAGGUUGGUUUUGCUGUUCUCUGUCUCCUCAGCCAAAACCCUUGCCUGGGGAGAAUCAAAGCUACUCUACGUUUUGGUUAAUAGGUGCUUGGCAGGUGGCUGUGGGAUUUUUGUCCUUUUUUCUUCUUAACUUAAAUCCACCACAGAAAUUAUUAAUCACUUUAAUAGAAAUGUUAAACACCACAAAAAUAGAGAAAAUUCAGGUCUGUAUGUCAUUUAUUGUGUUGAUCUUUUCAGAGAAUAUCCUGAUUUUAAGCUGCCACAGCUCCUUCCUCAGGGAUUAUGCUGCCAUUUCACUCUUCACUUGAGUCUUUCCCACUGUACCUUAUUCUGAUGCUUCUCAGUUGGGUUGAGAAGCUGUUGAGUUGUAGAAGCUGUUGGUGGUCAUUUUGAGAACAGUGUGGUGCAGUGUGUGAAAAUUCAGGUGCUAGAAAUUUACUGGUAGAAAAUCCAAAAGGAAGAGCUCUAUUCAUAAUAAACAUUCUGUCCAAUUUCGGGAGCCUUGUAAGUGUGUCAGUUUUUCCUCCCUGAAAACACUUUUCACCAGGUAAUUGUUUAUAGGAAGGUAAACUAAAAUCAUAAUAAACACUUAACUCCUAUUUGACCAAAACCUUUUCUACAUAUUUUUUCCUUUUUAACAAAAGCAUUGAAUUUGGAGAUUGAUUUCUCUCUUCUGCAAUCAGUGCACAUUUUGGAAUUGACGGAAACUACAUUGCUAUUUCCACAGAUUUGUUUUCAGUUAACCUUAGAUCCUUUGUCCUCAUUUUUGAUAAAUCUGUCUGAAAACAUGACCUGUUGCAUGUGUGUUCAGUAUUUUCCCUGAGAUCAGUAACAGUGUGAACUCCCGAGAUAGGUGAUGACACCAAGAUUUGUUUUGUUUAUUGUUGUUGGGUUUUUUUUUUUUUAGACAAGGGAGAGGUCUGAGUAAUAGUUGAGGAAAAACUUGAGUUGCUUUUGCUACUACCAAAAUUGACCUUAUAGUUACAACAUGGAUAGGUUUUAGUAGGAUCUAGUGACAGUGAAGAUAGAAUGAUGAUAAUACUCUGUCAACAGUGCACAGUUUUCCCAGCAUGACUUUCCUUAGAAGGUCCCCUCCAUGUUAGAGUGCAGGUCCUGCAAGAACGAAUAAGAAAGCCUUGCUGCUUUUGUACCACUUAGGGGCUUAACGACAAUGCCAUGGAUGGGAAAAGGUGGGGGGUGGGGGAGGGCUUUCCUUGACUUAUCUUCAUGUCCAGUGAGCAGUGUUGUGUCCUUCCUUGUAGCAUUUGGAAAUGAUUUACUGGAAUUACAAAACCUAUUUUCCUUUUAAAUUUCAGCUUUGGCUCUGGCUGCUUUAUAGAAUAAUGCAAGAUAAAAUCAUACCUGAGGGCUAAAAUUGAAGAGGAAUGGGAGACUUGGUAUUUAAGCAGCUGAAUGGUUUCUUUUCUUUUCUUUAUUUUUAAAGAAAUGCACUUGCCUAUGAUACUGUCUCUCCAGUGAAAUGAUUACUCCUCCAUUACUCUAUUGAUACAAUAUUGUGCAUGCUAGUGUUGUAUUUCUAUACAGUAGCUUGAAAUUUAUUAACUUAUACUGUAGAUGUUAUGUAUUCCUAUGACAAAAAAAAUUAAGUCUUCAAAUUUUUUAAAGUUUUUUUAAUUUAAUUUUUCCUUUUGGGGGUAAAGUUUGCUCUACCAAAUAGUGAUCGUAACAAAUGAUCUGUUUUGGAUGUUGCUAUAGUGACAUGCAGUUAUAUAUUUUGUUUUUAAGGGGGGGGGGGAGCAAAAGAAACACCAGUGUUAGCUUAAUCUUAAUGUCUGGUGUUUGUCAUGGUGAAAUUAUAACUAUUACAGUGUAGGAGAACAAUGAAUAUGUUCUCUGAAUGAGCCUUUGUGCUUUUGUCAUGUUAUGCAGUGAACUAUUUUUAAGGUCUAAUCAGUGAUUAUUUUUCCAACUCCGUGUUUCUCUAAAGAAUUAUUUCACACACGGACCAUUCUUAGCAGUUUUCCUCAGUGAUGGAAUAUCAUGAAUGUGAGUCAUGUAGCUGUCGUACAUUGAGCAAAUAAACUUACAGAUCUGA
Molecule: messenger RNA, 3700 nt
Organism: Condylura cristata (star-nosed mole)
Lineage: Eukaryota; Metazoa; Chordata; Mammalia; Eulipotyphla; Talpidae
Gene: YWHAG
Product: tyrosine 3-monooxygenase/tryptophan 5-monooxygenase activation protein, gamma
Exons: 2
Coding region: 200-943 (247 amino acids)
Biological process (GO): signal transduction
Cellular component (GO): cytoplasm
Molecular function (GO): protein kinase C binding
Source: RefSeq, a predicted model, not a curated record